Molecule: messenger RNA, 1248 nt
Organism: Solea senegalensis (Senegalese sole)
Lineage: Eukaryota; Metazoa; Chordata; Actinopteri; Pleuronectiformes; Soleidae
Gene: mid1ip1l
Product: MID1 interacting protein 1, like
Exons: 2
Coding region: 276-767 (163 amino acids)
Biological process (GO): regulation of lipid biosynthetic process
Cellular component (GO): cytosol
Source: RefSeq, a predicted model, not a curated record
UCCUUUCACUUCAGCCCGGCGUGUCGUAUAUAAAUACCGCUUUCAGCCGACAUUUAUUCGAGGAAAUCUUGUGUUUCUUCCCGGCGGGUGGUGAGCAGAUAGGCCCUGAGUGGACUUGGUUGAUUUCACCAGCACAAGCCAAGAAAACGUUGCGCUCAGGUUAACUCGUGGCUCAGAUCAGCCAUCUUAAGACUUAAACACCUAUCAUCUCUGCCUUAACUACAACCCCACCCGCCAGUUCUUCUCUGUAACCACGCCGACCCAAAGCCUUCAAAAUGAUGCAGAUCACCAGUGACUCCGCCAGCAACAAGCACUCCCUCAUCAACGUCAUGCACCGCUUCAUAGCCGCUGCCAACAACAUGGACGAGACCAUCAUGGUGCCGAGCCUGCUGCGAGACAUGCCACUGGAGGAGCAGGCCACCAGCGAGAAGGAGGCCAACAAUAACAAUGAGCCGCAGUGUCCCAACAAGCAGAGGGACAUGUACGAGCACUACCUGCUCCUCAAGUCCAUAAAGAACGACAUGGAGUGGGGUCUUCUGAAGAGGGAGAUGAGCAGCGGCGCCAGCUUCCUGGAGAUGGCGGUGAAGCAAGAGGAGCAGCAGCAGGUCACUGGGGAUCUGCUCCAAGAUAACCACUCUGACCUGGAGCGUCAGUUUCAUUAUCACCUCAGAGGACUGUUUGGAGUUCUGUCCAAACUCACAACGCAAGCAGACAACCUCACCAACCGGUACAAGAGGGAAAUUGGAGGAGGAAACUUCAUCAGAUAGAAGUCUCUUUCUUUUCUUUUUUUGCACCCACCCCUCCCACUUUACCCUGAAUGCUUGACUUGGAAAAAAUGGGAUGUGUUUAAAAGCCCCGUUUUUGGUUAAUAGAUCUCAAUGGACAGUGAACUGACCAGGGCAAAUACGUUGUGACCUGUGUAGUGACACUCCCGCACUUCCUCUUGUUCUUCCCUAACACCAAACAUACCUGAAACCAGUGAUGCCUGCACAUGUCUGCCUGAGCCUGCUUAUUGUUGCAGAGGUCGACAUUAGUGCUUGGUGGAGGUUUUAAUUAAAUCUGUACCCAAGUCCAAAUGAAGCACAGCUCUAGUUUUUGCAGAAAAUUGCACUCCCUUAUGUCUUUAUUUCACAUUUGAGCACCAUCACCAUGUCAGUGUGUCUGAUUAUUAAUAAAAGGUUUCACUGUAGGAGAUUUGAAUGCUGGUUAUUCGUCCCUCCUUUUUUUUUUUUUUUAAAUUCCCGUCAU